Molecule: messenger RNA, 1914 nt
Organism: Lachnellula hyalina
Lineage: Eukaryota; Fungi; Ascomycota; Leotiomycetes; Helotiales; Lachnaceae
Gene: GUP1
Product: Glycerol uptake protein
Exons: 5
Coding region: 1-1914 (637 amino acids)
Biological process (GO): GPI anchor biosynthetic process
Cellular component (GO): endoplasmic reticulum
Source: RefSeq, a predicted model, not a curated record
AUGAGCAUCUUCUCCUAUAUCCGGAGCAUUUAUGCUCUGGACACCAUUGAUACCCGGUUUACCAGCUCUUCCUCUACGCCCUACAAGGCUGUCAUAGAUGCACGUCUCAGCCCUGCGGCCUCUACAUCCAAGAGAGACGACUCUGUAUAUUCACCUGGCGUCAAGACAGAUCGCCAUGGACGCCCCGUGGCCCAACCCUCGAAAUGGAAUACCCCUGAAUUCUACUUUUACUAUUUUGUAUUCUUAACUAUUGUCCCAUAUAUGUUCUGGAUCGCGUAUGAUGUGUCGAGACCCUCAGAUCCCAAUUACAAGAAAUUCGAGCCAUGGCUAUCCCCUGGGUGGGUUCCGGGUCGCAAGAUUGAUCUUUCUGACGCUCAAUAUUCGAGCUUCCGAAGAAACCUGCCAUAUCUCGCGAUCCUCGUAACCUUUCAUCCACUUCUACGAAAAGUUUAUAAUGCAUUACGGCCCCUACCUAUACGAAGCAAUUCCCCAAGACCGAAUGGGAAAUCCACGUACAUUUCUGCGGCAGAAGCGGAUGACCGACUGGAGCAACGCGCGUCAUUCGACUUCGGAUGGGCAUUUAUAUUCCUAGCAGCGCUGCACGGCUUUUCCGCCUUGAAGAUUCUCUUGAUAUUAUCUGUCAACUACUCUUUGGUAACGAGGCUCCCUCGAAAAUACGUUCCAGCAGCAACUUGGGUCUUCAAUAUUUGCACGCUCUUUGCAAAUGAGCUUUCAGAUGGAUUCAAGUUUAGCAAGAUGGCCAUCUAUUUCUCGCCAAUUGAAUAUGGCGGAGCCCAUUCGGGGAGCCUGUUACAUGCCUGGGCAGCGUGGCUUGAUAGCCAUGGUGGUAUUCUACCUAGAUGGCAUGUUCUCUUCAACUUGACAGUAUUGAGAAUCAUUUCGUACGAUCUGGACUAUUACUGGAGUCUAGACGCGAGGGGGGGAAAGAAACAACUCGACCCCGCCAAUCUCUCUGAGCGCGAUCGAGUCUCCAUUCCAGCGCCUACGAAAGAUUUCAACUUCCGCAACUACGUUGCCUACACAAUCUACGCGCCCCUAUACCUCACCGGUCCGAUCCUCACCUUCAAUGACUACAUCUCUCAACUCAAGUACCCUCCUGCAUCAAUCGAAACGGCGCGUACCAUUAAAUACGGCUUGCGCUUUUUGCUCGUGCUCCUUGCCAUGGAGCUUGUCCUGCAUUUCGAUUAUUGCGUCGCAAUUUCCAAAGCAAAUCCGAACUGGGACGACUACACUCCAGCUCAACUGUCUCUGCUCUCAUAUUUCAACCUGCAUAUCCUGUGGUUGAAAUUACUCAUUCCAUGGCGGUUCCAUCGUCUCUGGUCGCUGAUAGAUGGGAUUGACCCGCCCGAGAACAUGCUCCGAUGUUUGUCCGACAACCCCUCCACAAUCGCUUUCUGGCGUGGCUGGCACAAGUCCUUCAACCGCUGGUUGAUACGCUACAUUUACAUUCCGAUGGGCGGCGCGGAUUCUUCGACUUGGAUCUCAACUAUUCGCUCCUUUGUCAACUACUUGACUGUGUUCACAUUUGUGGCGUUAUGGCAUGACAUCAAAUUAAACUUGCUCAUUUGGGGCUGGCUGAUUGUGCUUUUCAUGUUACCGGAAGCUAUCGCUGGGUAUGUGUUCCCGCCACGGAAAUGGGAGGAUAGAAAGACGGCAUAUAGAGUGAUUUGUGGCAUUGGGGCGGUGGGUAAUCUGAUGAUGAUGAUGAUAGCGAAUUUGGUUGGGUUUGCGGUUGGCGUGGAUGGGUUAAAACGUAUUAUUUCUGGGAUAUUUAAGGAUUUUUCGGGUAUGACAUUCCUAGUCACAGCAUCAUCGGUGCUUUUUGUGGGAAUACAGGUCAUGUUUGAGGUACGGCAAGGAGAGGCACGGAAAGGCAUUUAUCUCAGAUGCUGA